AGCCAUUUUGAAAUUUGAAAACGCCAUUUGUUAUUUCCGCGAUAAAGGCGAAAAGUCGCGCUUUUCGACUAAAAAUAAACUAAAUUUAGGCAUGCGGACAUAAGUGUUGUGUUUUAAAUUGAAAAUGGAAGAUGAAUACAUGGAUUCACAGGAUAUGCUUGAUGUGGCGCAGAGAAAUGGUGACGGAGCCGACACAAGUGUAGAUAUUCCGAAGGAUUUUAUAGAAAAUCCUUGUUUUGACGAGGGCUACGAAGACGACGAGAGCAAUAACUUCAGAGGCGCUAACAGGGGCCGAGGGAACUUCUCCAGAGGCCGGGCGCGAGGUCCGCCACCCGGGUGGGGUGGUCCACCUCCUAUGCGCUUCAGGGGUCGCGGCUACGGACCUGGAGGCCCACCGAUGAGGGGUCGCGGCUACUUCCGCGGCCGGGGCGGCCCGCGCUUCGGCCCUAACAAUGGACCUAACUUCGACAACAAUUGGGGGCCUAUGGGACCCCCACCGCCAGGAAUGAUGGGUGGUCCGCCUCCGUUUGGACCUCCUCCGGGCAUGAUGCCGCCUGGUGGACCGAUGGGGCCCCCGCCCAACAUGAUGGGCCAACCGCCUUUCGGCGGGCCACCAGGAAUGCCGCCUAAUAUGCCUGGUCCAGAGCUGUGGGUGGAGACGAAGGCGGAAGACGGCAAGUCGUAUUACUACCACGCUCGCACCCGCGAGACCACGUGGACCAGGCCUCAGGAGGGGCCCACGGUCAAGGUCAUCCUACAGUCCGAGAUGGAGGCGCUCGUCGCUUCAGGUCAAAUCCCGACGAUGGGCCCCGCCGGCAUGGCCGGCCCGAUGGGCGGCGGGAUGCCCAGCAACAUGAACGCGGGGAUGCCCAACGGUGGGAUGCCGCCCGGGAACAUGCCGCCCUUCAUGAGCCAUCCGCCGCCCUGGAUGAACGACAAUAACAAUAAGGACAACAAGGAGGCCGAGGAGCCCCCGCAGGAGGACGAGAUGCCCCCUGGGGAGACAGCGCCGCCGGCCAAGCAAGGGAACGCGGGCAUGGGCUUCCCCCCGGGCGCGGGCGCGGCGCCGCUGUUCCCGGCGUCGCAGCCGCCGCCGCAGCAGUUCCCGGGCGCUCCGCCCGCCUUCCCCGGCGGCUGGCCCGCCUGGCCCGCCUGGCCGCCGCCGCUCGUGCAGCCGCCGCCCUCCGCCGGCAACAACAACACUCAAGGCCCUACCUCUGCGAAUGGAGCAAGUAAGGAACGCUCGAAAACACGCCCUGAUUCAGGGCCUCCUACUGGACCGAACACCCAGCUGCCGCCGCAGGCUGCCCUCACGGAGUCCCCCAACCCAAAACUCGAUAAGCCCCCGCCUGCAGUCCAGAAACCUAAGGAGGAAGUCGUGAUCCCGCCGGAGCUGGUGGCGCGCGCGGCCGAGUGGACGACCCACCGCGCGCCCGACGGCCGCCCCUACUACUACCACGCGGAGAAGCAGGAGAGCAUAUGGGAGAAGCCAAAACCCAUGAAGGAGCUGGAAGAAUUACAAGCUAAAAAAGCGGCUCUCGAGAAGGCUGAGAAGAGAAAUGAAAUCAAAAACAACAAGAAAAUUGAUUCUGACGACGCCAAGAUUGAAGUAAUCGACAUCACAACAAAUUCUCCCCCAGUGAUUGACGUGGAUGCCCACGCGGAGGCCCAGGCCGCGGCGGAGGCCGAGCGGCGGGCGGAGGCCGAGCGCCGCGCCACCGCCGAGCGCCUCGAGCGGGAGAGGCAAGAGAGAGAGAAACAGGAAAGAGAGAAACAGGACAAAGAGAAGGCCGAAAACGAAAAGGCCGAGAAGGAAAAGGCCAAACAGGAUAGGAGUAGGCCGAUAUCCAGCACGCCCAUAUCCGGGACGCCCUGGUGCGUGGUGUGGACGGGCGACGGGCGCGUGUUCUUCUACAACCCGACGGCGCACGCGUCGGUGUGGGAGCGGCCGCCGCAGCUGCUGGGCCGCGCCGACGUGGACCGCGCCGUCUCGCACCCGCCCGACGCGCUGCUGCAGCUGCAGAGGAAGGAGGCGGCUGCUAACAAGGCGGCCAACGGGGAGCUGAAACGAAGCGCCGAGUCCUCCAGCGAAGACUCCGACACGGAACCCAUCAAGAAAGCCAAGACAGAGGAGAAGAAGCCAGCGGGCACGGGCGCGGGCGGCGCGGGCACGGGCGGCAAGAUCGACGCGGGCAAGGAGGCGGCCAUCGAGGCCGAGGUGCGCGCGGCGCGGGAGCGCGCGCUGGUGCCGCUGGAGCAGCGCAUGCGCGCCUUCCGCGCCAUGCUGGAGCACAACGACGUCUCCGCCUUCUCCACCUGGGAGAAAGAGCUGCACAAGAUCGUCUUCGACCCCCGCUACCUGCUGCUCACCAGCAAGGAGCGCAAGCAGGUAUUCGACAAGUAUGUCCGCGAGCGUGCUGAAGAGGAACGCAAGGAGAAGAAGAACAGACUGCAGCAGAAGAAACUCGCAUUCCGCGCGCUCAUGGAGGAGGCUAAGCUGCAUUCCAAGUCGUCAUUCACGGAGUUCUCUUCGAAGCACGGGCGCGACGACCGGUUCAAGGGCAUAGACAAGCCGCGCGACAGGGAGACGUACUUCAACGAGUACAUAGGCGAGGUCCGCAAGAGGGAGAAGGAAGAGAAGGAGAGGAAGAGAGAGCAGGCUAAAGCGGAGUUCAUAGCUCUGCUAAAAGAGAAGGCGGUGGAUCGCCACGCCCGCUGGGCCGACGCGAAGAAAAAAGUUGACGCCGAGCCCAAGUACAAGGCGGUUGAAAGCAGCGCGCUUCGAGAAGACUACUUCAGGGAGUACUGCAAGCUUGUCAAAGAAGAGAGGAAGAAGGAGAAAGACGCCAAAGAAAAGGAUCGAGACCGCAGCAGUAAAAAGGAGAAGAAAGACAAGGAGAGGGACAAAGAAAAGGAAGAAGAGAAGAAGAAGGAGGGAAAAGAGAAAAAGAAGAAGGAAAAGGGCGGCGACGAGUCCGAGUCUGCGUCGGAGGCGGAGGGCGUGGCGGAGGCUGCGGCUGCGGCGGCGGAGGGCGGCGCGGAGGCGGACGAGUCGCUGGAGCGGCAGCGCGCGGCGCGGGCGCAGGCGUCCAUCAAGGAGCGCGAGCGGGAGGUGCAGCGCGCGCUGGCCACCAGCCUCAGGGACCGCGACAAGGAGCGCCAGUACCACAAGCGGGACGAGGCCGUGCAGCACUUCAACGCUUUGUUAGCAGACCUCGUGCGCAACCCCGACCUGGCGUGGCGUGAAGCCAAGAAGCAACUGAAGAAAGAUCACCGCUACGAACUAGCUGAACUACUCACCAAAGAUGAUAAGGAGCGUCUGUUCUCGCAACACAUAUCGAACCUGGCUUCGAAGAGGCGUGACAAGCUGCGCGCGCUGCUCAACGAGCUCGGGGUCGCGUGCACGGCGCACUGGCGCGACGUCAAGGCCAAGCUGAAGGCCGAGCCCACCGCCCCCGUCUACUCCAGCGCGACACAGAUGGAGCGUGAAUUCCGCGACUACCAGCGCGACAAACAAAGCGCGGCGAAGACAGCGCUAAGGCAGCUGCUGCAAGAGACGAGGUCCAUAACACACAAGAGCUUGGCGGCGGUCAAGGAGAACCCGCAGGCCAUGCAGACCAUACUGGACUCGCUCAAACACGACGUCAGGUACACCGGCCUGGCGCACCUGCCUGAGGAGCGCACGUCGCUGAUCCAGGGCUACCUGGACGAGCUGGCCAAGAAGGGACCUCCUCCGCCGCCCACCGCCACCGAGCCCGCCCGCCGCGCCAAGCAAUGAGAGAAACAACCUUCGUGCCUUGGAGCGCUGCGCUUAGCAACGAGCUAUCGUCCGCGUGUACAUUGAGUCAUCUAGGGUUACUUUAAUUAAAUAUAUAUUAAUCUAA
Molecule: messenger RNA, 3884 nt
Organism: Pectinophora gossypiella (pink bollworm)
Lineage: Eukaryota; Metazoa; Arthropoda; Insecta; Lepidoptera; Gelechiidae
Product: transcription elongation regulator 1
Exons: 24
Coding region: 125-3778 (1217 amino acids)
Cellular component (GO): nucleus
Molecular function (GO): RNA polymerase binding; transcription coregulator activity
Source: RefSeq, a predicted model, not a curated record